This is a messenger RNA of Acaulospora colombiana, 156 nucleotides long. The record is from the annotation of a GenBank genome assembly. Lineage: Eukaryota; Fungi; Glomeromycota; Glomeromycetes; Diversisporales; Acaulosporaceae.
AUGAAAAGACGCAAUCACAACACUCCUCCUGUUAACAGAAACAAAUACCAAAUGUACAUGAGACAGCAAAUAACUAUAGGAAAGCUAUACAGGAAAUAUAGGAAAAAGAAUCAAAGUUCCCGUAUUCGAAACAGCAAACACCCCAACAAACAAUAG